UCCCAGCGACGGCCGUAAGUGGCGAGCGGAAGCAGCCUUAGAAGCCCGCUGUAAACGGCUCUCUCGCGCCACUUCCGGCCGGCUUCCGCAGACGGCGCUGGUGGUCGAUCGUGAGGCGCGGAGGACGUUCCCCGCGGCCGGAGCCAUGGAGAUGCCGCUGCCCCCCGAUGACCAGGAGCUUCGAAAUGUCAUCGACAAGCUCGCCCAGUUCGUGGCUCGCAAUGGGCCCGAGUUUGAGAAGAUGACGAUGGAGAAGCAGAAGGACAACCCUAAAUUCUCGUUUCUGUUCGGAGGCGAGUUCUACAGUUACUACAAGUGCAAGCUGGCGCUGGAGCAGCAGCAGCUCAUCUGCAAGCAGCAGACCCCGGAGCUGGAGCCAGCUGCCACCAUGCCGCCCCUGCCGCAGCCCCCGCUGGCCCCUGCUGCGCCCAUCCCGCCCGCCCAGGGCGCACCGUCCAUGGACGAGCUCAUCCAGCAGAGCCAGUGGAACCUCCAGCAGCAGGAGCAGCACCUGCUGGCGCUGAGACAGGAGCAAGUGACAGCAGCCGUGGCCCACGCGGUGGAGCAGCAGAUGCAGAAGCUCCUGGAGGAGACCCAGCUGGACAUGAACGAGUUUGACAACCUGCUGCAGCCCAUCAUCGACACGUGCACCAAGGACGCCAUCUCGGCUGGGAAGAACUGGAUGUUCAGCAAUGCCAAGUCCCCGCCACACUGCGAGCUGAUGGCCGGCCACCUCCGGAACCGCAUCACAGCUGACGGGGCGCACUUCGAGCUGCGGCUGCACCUCAUCUACCUGAUCAACGACGUGCUGCACCACUGGGCCCUGACGCGCGGAAAGUCUCUCCCUCACAGCCAGCGCAAGCAGGCCCGGGAGCUGCUGGCCGCCCUGCAGAAGGUCGUAGUGCCCAUCUACUGCACCAGCUUCCUGGCCGUGGAGGAAGACAAGCAGCAGAAGAUAGCCCGGCUCCUGCAGCUCUGGGAGAAAAAUGGCUACUUCGAUGACUCCAUCAUUCAGCAGCUACAGAGCCCAGCCCUGGGGCUUGGCCAGUACCAGGCCACCCUCAUCAACGAGUACUCGUCAGUGGUCCAGCCAGUACAGCUGGCAUUCCAGCAGCAGAUCCAGACCCUGAAGACUCAGCACGAGGAGUUCGUCACCAGCCUGGCGCAGCAGCAGCAGCAGCAGCAGCAGCAACAGCAGCAACUCCAGAUGCCGCAGAUGGAGGCUGAAGUCAAGGCCACGCCCCCGCCGCCGGCCCCGCCCCCCGCCCCAGCACCUGCCCCUGCCAUCCCGCCUACCACCCAGCCUGAUGACAGCAAGCCUCCCAUCCAGAUGCCUGGCUCUUCAGAGUAUGAAGCCUCAGGAGGGGUCCAGGAUCCUGCAGCCGCCGGCCCCCGGGGCCCUGGGCCACACGACCAGAUCCCACCAAACAAGCCCCCUUGGUUUGACCAGCCUCACCCUGUGGCUCCUUGGGGCCAGCAGCAGCCGCCAGAGCAGCCGCCCUACCCGCACCACCAGGGCGGCCCACCCCACUGCCCGCCCUGGAACAACAGCCACGAGGGCAUGUGGGGCGAGCAGCGUGGCGACCCUGGCUGGAACGGCCAGCGCGACGCGCCCUGGAACAACCAGCCCGACCCGGCCUGGAACAGCCAGUUCGAGGGCCCCUGGAACAGCCAGCACGAGCAGCCGCCCUGGGGCGGGGGCCAGCGCGAGCCACCCUUCCGCAUGCAGCGCCCCCCACACUUCCGGGGGCCCUUCCCGCCCCACCAGCAGCACCCGCAGUUCAACCAGCCUCCACACCCCCACAACUUCAACCGCUUCCCGCCCCGCUUCAUGCAGGACGACUUCCCCCCGCGGCACCCCUUCGAGCGGCCACCCUAUCCCCACCGCUUCGACUACCCCCAGGGGGACUUCCCUGCCGAAAUGGGGCCCCCUCACCACCACCCUGGCCACCGCAUGCCUCAUCCUGGCAUCAAUGAGCACCCACCCUGGGCCGGGCCCCAGCACCCUGACUUUGGCCCUCCUCCCCACGGCUUCAACGGGCAGCCCCCACACAUGCGGCGACAGGGCCCACCCCACAUCAACCACGACGACCCCAGCCUGGUCCCCAACGUGCCCUACUUCGAUCUCCCUGCCGGGUUGAUGGCCCCCCUCGUGAAGCUGGAAGACCAUGAAUACAAGCCUUUGGACCCUAAAGACAUCCGCCUCCCUCCUCCAAUGCCGCCCAGCGAGAGGCUGCUGGCCGCGGUGGAGGCCUUCUACAGCCCCCCAUCCCAUGACAGACCCAGGAACAGUGAAGGCUGGGAGCAGAACGGUCUCUACGAGUUCUUCCGAGCAAAAAUGCGGGCCCGGCGGAGGAAAGGCCAGGAGAAGAGGAACAGCGGACCCUCAAGGUCUCGGAGCAGAUCCAAGAGCCGAGGGCGUUCUUCCUCCCGCUCCAACUCAAGAUCCUCCAAGUCGUCAGGCUCGUACUCAAGGUCAAGGUCGCGCUCCUGCUCCCGCUCCUACUCCCGUUCCAGAUCCAGAAGUCGGAGCAGGUCGCGCUCCUCCAGAAGCCGUUCCCGGUCCCAGUCGCGGUCCCGGUCCAAGUCAUACUCCCCAGGAAGGAGACGUCGGUCACGGUCCAGGAGCCCCACUCCACCUUCCUCUGCUGGUCUGGGUUCUAAUUCAGCACCUCCCAUCCCUGACUCAAGGCUCGGAGAAGAGAACAAAGGCCAUCAGAUGCUGGUGAAAAUGGGCUGGAGUGGCUCUGGCGGCCUCGGUGCGAAGGAGCAAGGGAUCCAGGACCCCAUCAAGGGCGGGGACGUCCGGGAUAAGUGGGACCAGUAUAAAGGCGUGGGCGUGGCCCUGGACGACCCCUAUGAGAACUACCGCAGGAACAAGAGCUACUCCUUCAUCGCCCGCAUGAAGGCCAGGGACGAGUGCAAGUAGGCACCCGUGCGGGGAGCCGCGCUGGUGGCCAGUGGUGCCAGCUGUGGGACCUUCCUGGCGGACUGGCAGUGGAAGAUCACGGUGACAGCUCAGUUCUCCCACCAUCUCCACGAGUGGAGGGCCCCACAGGAA
This is a messenger RNA of Cebus imitator (Panamanian white-faced capuchin), 3061 nucleotides long. RefSeq names its product calcium homeostasis endoplasmic reticulum protein (gene CHERP). Gene Ontology annotation, biological process: RNA processing; intracellular calcium ion homeostasis. Lineage: Eukaryota; Metazoa; Chordata; Mammalia; Primates; Cebidae. Gene Ontology annotation, cellular component: perinuclear region of cytoplasm. The coding region runs from base 146 to 2929 and encodes 927 amino acids. Gene Ontology annotation, molecular function: RNA binding. The record is from RefSeq and is a predicted model, not a curated record. The transcript has 17 exons.